Molecule: messenger RNA, 1521 nt
Organism: Chilo suppressalis (striped riceborer)
Lineage: Eukaryota; Metazoa; Arthropoda; Insecta; Lepidoptera; Crambidae
Source: the annotation of a GenBank genome assembly
UCAAAAUCGAUCUGCCGACGGAAUGCCGCGUCUCGUUUUGUUUCCUGCCAUUUUGUCAGUACAACAAAUAAAUUAGCGUAUAUUUUGUUAGAAUUUGACGUGUUAAUUUUAUAGUGAACACGCAGAGCACAUAUUGUACAAAUUGGAAUUAGUUACGCGCGCUUUUUUCGAUUGGGUGUGUCUACUUAUAUAGUGAUCUGUGGUGUGUGUCAAGUGGAUUUUGUGAGGUUGGUUCUCUGAACGAAAGUUUUAUCAAAUCUAUCGGUAUAAUGGUUCGCGGAGCUGGUCGUGGAGGUCGGGGGAUGCCAGGGCGAGGAGGAAUGGGCCGUCCGCCCUUCAAUAGGCCAAGGGUCUUGAUGCUGAGACCUCCUUUUGACCUAAUACUUGCAGAACCCGCCUUCCCAAGAUGUAAACCUGCACCUGAUGAUUCAGCCCUAACACAGGCGCUCCUCAAAAGACAUGCAGAGCUGUGUCCAACACCUACAGAACAGUCAGCAGUGCUCAGUCUUGUCACUAAACUACAAAGCGUCCUAGACAACUUGGUAGUUGCGCCAGGAGAUUUCGCCGCUUGUCAAUUGGAAGAAGUUCGUCAAGUUGGGUCUUAUAAGAAGGGCACCAUGAUGGCGGGCAAGAACGUGGCCGAUAUUGUCGUCAUCAUGAAGACACUGCCGACCAAAGAAGCUGUAGAAGGACUUUCAAAUAAGGUGAACGAAGAAGUCAACAAGCUGAUGGUAGCCGAGUCAGCGGGCUGCGUGACUUGUGCGUGCCACGAGCGAGGGUUCACAGUGACGGCUACAGGGGCUGCGGUCAGAGUUCUGGUCACAACUCUGCAUCAGAACUUGAGGAAACUGGAGCCUGAUGUACAUCUGGAAUACAAGGUGAUCAACAGCCACUUGGCAGCCAUUAGGCAUAGUCGCUGGUUCGAAGAGAACGCUCACCAUUCCUCUAUCAAGGUCCUUAUUCGCCUUCUACGCGAUAUGUGCGCUCGCCACUCGGGCCUCGAACCCCUGACCCCUUGGAUGAUCGACCUGCUGGCGCAUCACUGCAUCAUGAACAACCCCGCCCGUCAGGCGCUGCCGAUCAACGUGGCAUUCAGGCGCGCAUUGUCUCUAGUAGCGGGUGGGUUGUUCCUACCCGGGUGUGCGGGGCUUCCCGACCCCUGCGAGGCGGCCCAUGCGCGAGCACAUACGGCGCUAGACCUCGCCGCGCAAGACCUGGCCGCGGCUACAGCCCAGACAUUGUUGCGCGUCGUCGCCCGCGGCGGACAUCGCUACGUUUUGGGCUUGCAAGCGUUUGAGGGCGGUAAAGAUAUUUCCACGGAAAUUACCGUAUGGGACGGAGUGGUAGUAUCGCCCCUAGCGCCCGCCUACCAAGAGACACCCGAACCAAUGGACACGGACGAUAAGGACGAGGAUGGCGCACAGGACGGCGUGGCUGCUUAGUUUCACUUAGUGAUUAAGUCAUAAAUACACCUUUUGAGUGUACUCGAAAUAUUUCAAUAAAUUUUCUAAUUUACGCAAA